Messenger RNA from Ilex paraguariensis (yerba mate), 345 nucleotides. The record is from the annotation of a GenBank genome assembly. Lineage: Eukaryota; Viridiplantae; Streptophyta; Magnoliopsida; Aquifoliales; Aquifoliaceae.
AUGCUGCUCAGCAGAUGGGACAGUGAAGGUUUGGAGGAGAGAAUUGGUGGGGAAGACGGUAAAACAUGUUCUUGUACAGACAUUGUUGAAUCAAGAAAACGCGGUGACGGCGCUGGCUGUGAACGCGGCUGCGGAGGUGGUGUACGGCGGAUCAUCAGACGGGUUGGUGACUUUUGGGAGAGGGAGAAGCAUUUUAUGGCUCACGGCGGUGUGCUUAAGGGUCACAAGUUGGCGGUGUUGUGCUUAGCGGUGGGUGGUGGUUGGUGUUCAGUGGGUCGGCGGACAAGAGUAUAUGUGUUUGGAGGAGAAAGGAGGCUGGGGUCCACACGUGCGUGUCUGUGCUGA